CUCUCUCUCUCUCUCUCUCUCUCUCUCUCUCUCUCUCUCUCUCUCUCUCUCUCUCUUGCUCUCCUUCUCCCUCUUACUCUCUCUCCCUUUCGUUUGUAGACUGUAGCAAUCUUCUCUGCAAGUAACCAAGCUCUUUAGUCAGUCCUCGGUCGUUUCAUGAGACGCUUUAACUUUAUUUCGCUAGCUACACGCUAGAAAACGGAGUGCUCUUAGAGCAGUGCGUUUGCUCUAUUAACCACUAUCAUUCAUUUUUAUACAUAUACAUGGGCUUGUGAUGAUACUAUAACUUUUUGAAAGAUAAAAGUAACAAUAACACAUUCAAGCACAGCAGUAGAAAAAAUAAACCUUGUGUGAAAGUUAUGAUGUGUUAACUGUUUUGGACAGAAAAUAUUUUUCGAGGAAAAUUUAUGUUUUAUUUUCAAUGGAAUCGGUCAAUGUUUGAAUGAAAUCAACAAGUGUUUGGCUUUAAGUGCUUUGAUAAACCAGUAGAAUAUUUAAAUCAAGACUAGAUCAACAAUACUUAACGUUCUUUGUUAAAAAGCAGACAGAAAAAUGUCAACAGUAAUCGUGAGCAGUCCAAUUUUCGAGUGUGGCGAGUUAUUCAAGAGCGUUAACGUUACAAAGCCAAAGGAGAGUGUCGGAUUAUUAGACCAUCCAAUCUGCCAGAGUGUCACCAGCAUGCCUAGUACCGGACAUACACCUCUUAGACGCAGUUAUACAAGUUUAGUCAAUCUGAUUGAGCAACACCGCAAACUCGACCGUACCGUUAGUGAACCUACGUCUCGCUAUAAAACUGAGUUGUGUCGACCCUUUGAGGAAUCAGGUAGUUGUAAAUAUGGAGAUAAAUGUCAAUUUGCUCAUGGCUAUAAUGAGUUACGUAACUUGGCGCGACAUCCCAAAUAUAAGACUGAACUGUGUCGCACUUUCCAUAAGAUCGGCUUCUGUCCUUAUGGACCUCGUUGCCACUUUGUUCAUAACUUUGAAGAGGCGCGAAUUCAUAAUCUUAAGGUGAGUGCCCAGCUGCAUGAACAACAGCAGCAUAAUCUCCAUCAUCAGCAACAACAAAACCCAACAAAUAUUGUCAAUUUAAGUCCACUGCUACAACCGGGGACCACAGCUGCCCUCAGUGUCAACGUUAGUUUACUCGAGCAGUUGACAAACACUUCACAACUUUCCGCGGCGGUUAUCGCAACAUCUGCUAACAACAGUAAUCAACUUGUGCGUACAAACUCACUGAACUUUGCCAAUCCAACAGCACCCAUUUACCCUUCACAUCAGACACUGCACAGGAGUAACUCGCUCGGUAUAGCUCAGCAUCAACAUAAUUUGCACGCAAUUUGUAGUAGGCCAAAACCGCUGAAUCUAUCGCCGACUUUUUCACUCGGCAGCACUGCCGAUUCAGUUUCACCCUCUUCAAGUCUCAGCCAAUCGCCUACAAACUCAAUGGCCAGCUUCUUUAGUGAUGAGACUGUACCGUCAUCAGGAGCCACUACUCUUUUUAGUUUUGGACAGGACUUCAAUUUACUGAACAAUAAUAACAGUAGUAGUAGCAGCAGUAGCAGUAGUACAAGACAGAGCCCAAGUCCUCAGAAUAUACUUGAAGAAAUUUCGCCAAGAACACCUUCGCCUCUAUCUCCAAAUGUUGAAUCGCGCCUUCCGGUAUUCAAUAGAAUAAGCAGUACGCUCGUCGAUUUGAAAAAUCUCAAGAUCUAAAUUUUUGUUCUUUUAGCCCGCUUCCGAGAUUCAUUAACGCUAGCUUGCGCUUAAGGAUUAUUAUAGACUUUUACUUUUAUACCGUUUUACAUAUUUAACCAGCAUCGCUUUUGGAGACUUCCAGUGCCAGUCGACGAAAGCGAAAGUAAAUGAAAAUGACGCUAUAGAUAGACUAGCUGCUUUUUGUUCAUGGAGGGGAAAAGAAAGAGAGCGUGAACGCAUGAAAGUGAGCAAGAGAGUGAAUGAGUAAGUGAGUGAGUGAGAGAGAGAGAGAGAGAGAGAGAGAGAGAGAGAAAGUCCCACGAAAGUGAAACGAGACUCCAAUCGCUUUCUCCAGUCUGGCUCUGUUAGUCUAACGUGUAUUAUUUAAGAUGCUUCAUCUCCUACAAGAUUUUUUCAGGCUUCCAAGUUCAAAAUGAAAUUUGCUAUUUAUAUGCUGCAUUACUUAGUUAUUUUUUAUUUAAAAUUUUUUUUUUUAUGAAAAAAAUCACAAUUAUUUAUAAUUGAAUUGUCUUCCAAUAACAUAUGUAUGAUGAUCUCACGCACGUUUUUAUGUGCGUGCCUGCUCGCGCGUAUGAAUGGACGCGUAUUAAUUAACGAGUUUAAGGAAGAAUGAGAAAAUGUAUUAGCAAAGGAGGCUGAAAAUGUGUGUACACAUAAAUUAAUAAUUCGUAUGCAAGAGAAGAACAUUUAAACGAACAUUGCGAUAAGACCCCAAGAUCUACAGCCAUAUUCGCAAGUUUCUCUUUUCUCAACGGACCUGAAAAGUAAACCAGUUUUGGAUAAUCAAUCUGAUGGGCUGAUGCAAGUACAAAUACUUACGUUUUUGUAAUAACGAUUAAUUUGUUUAUACCACCGUGUCGCACGUAACAGCUUACUAAGAAAGAAAGAAAUAUAAAGGAAAGGAAUAGAAAUCAAAUGCUUUUGUAUAUAUUAUAUAUAUACUUUUCCUCAGAAGAGAAAAAUGUUUUUGUUUAAUUUAUAGUAGAAAGCAAAUGUUGUAGACUAGCUCAUGUUCAUCAUUAUUAUUGAUAAUAUUAUUACUAUAUAUUUUGUAUGAUUA
Nasonia vitripennis (jewel wasp) is the source of this 2776-nucleotide messenger RNA. It is a transcript of the gene Tis11, whose product is annotated as protein TIS11. NCBI's taxonomy places the organism in Eukaryota, Metazoa, Arthropoda, Insecta, Hymenoptera, Pteromalidae. The transcript has 2 exons. The record is from RefSeq and is a predicted model, not a curated record. Gene Ontology annotation, molecular function: metal ion binding; mRNA binding. The coding region runs from base 553 to 1713 and encodes 386 amino acids.